GAAAAUUGCCAGAAUCAAUACCAUUAAUUACCAUUUCUAAAACUAAAGUGCUUUCCUUUGUUCAAUAAUAUAGAUUUCGUCAGUCAUUUAAACACAGUAUACUUUGACAGGAUGCUACUGGUGCCCUCGGUUACCCUCGAGUGCUUCCAGAAAAUUUAUUGGACCAAAAGGAUAUCAUUUAGCAUCUCUUUCUAUCUUGUAGGUUUUGUCGUAAGGGCAUGAAAUCUCUUUCCUCGCCAUAGAGCGUUGAGCAUAGGGCUACGUUCCAAAACUUCGCCAUGAGUGCAACUUUUUAACCUGACGUUUGAAUUUUUGUAGAAUGUAUUAAGUUUGUGUCAAAUAUGACAUUUGUUUCUGUAUGUAGACAUAAUCUUAGUAAUCUGUGCCUCUAUUUAAAUCUUGUGUUAUUUUUAAUUUUUAAUUGUGGAGAUUUAAUGUUUGCUACGUAAAAACAAACUACUUAUUCUGAACCACUUAAAUACGAAUUUAAUACAAUAAUGUCUUUAAUUCAUUGUCAUUAAAAGUAUUGCAUUGCGGUAUUUACCGAAUUGAAGAACAUUAAUUGCAAUACAAAAUGAGUGACUCUGAGUUUGCUUACGGUUCAUCACUAUCUCUCGAUUCUAUGAAAGUUAUUGCAGAAAGUGUUGGUAUUGCAAAUCUUGGUGAUGACGCCGCCAAAGAGUUGGCUGAUGAUGUAUCCUAUCGCCUCAAAGUAAUCGUUCAAGAUGCAAUGAAAUUUAUGCAUCAUUCAAAAAGGCAAAAACUGUCUAUUACUGAUAUUGAUCAUGCCCUUAACAUGAAAAAUAUUGAGGCACAAUAUGGUUUCAUCCAAUCAGAUUCACUCCCAUUCAGGUUUGCAUCUGGUGGUGGACGAGAACUUCAUUUUGUUGAAGAGAAAGAGAUAGAUUUAUCAGAGAUACUAUCAGCACCUCCCCCCAAGGUACCAUUAGGUGUCUCAGUAAGGGCACAUUGGUUGAGUGUAGAUGGAGUACAGCCUACUGUUCCAGAAAAUCCUCCUCCAUUAUGCAAAGAAGCCCAAAAGCUCGAAUCGGUCGAUCCAAUCAGUAAAUUAAGCAAACCUUCUAAUGAAGAUGCAGCAGGCAAACCAAUGUGUGGUAAAGCUGCUCGACUCAAAGCAUCUGAAUCAGUUCAUGUAAAGCAACUUGCCACCCAUGAACUGAGUGUGGAACAACAGUUAUACUACAAAGAAAUCACUGAGACUUGUGUGGGCAGCGAUGAAAUUCGCCGUGUGGAAGCUUUACAAUCGCUGGCUUGUGAUCCUGGUUUACACGAAAUGUUGCCACGAAUGUGUACAUUUAUAUCUGAAGGUGUCAAAGUAAAUGUAGUCCAAAACAAUUUGGCACUAUUGAUUUACCUCAUGAGAAUGGUGAAAGCGUUACUUGACAAUCAAUCCUUAUAUCUUGAAAAAUAUUUACAUGAAUUGAUACCGGCUGUCUCAACGUGUAUUGUGUCUCGACAACUUUGCCUGAGGCCCGAAAUGGAUAACCACUGGGCGCUAAGGGAUUUUGCCGCUCGUCUAAUGGCCCAAAUAUGCAAAACAUUCAACACGUCUACAAAUAAUUUACAAACAAGGGUGACUAGAUUAUUUGCCAAAGCGCUUCAGUGUCCAUCGCAAACUAAUAACGAAAGUGGAGUAGGGCCUUCCAUGGCUAGCAUGAAGGAAUCUGAGAAAACACCUUUAGCAUCACUGUAUGGCGCUGUACAAGGAUUAGCAGAACUGGGAUCCGAAGUUAUAAAGGUGUUCAUACUGCCCCGUGUGCGAUGGUUGGGUGAACGCGUGGAGGGCGCCCUGAGUGGCAUCGGAGGCGCGGACCGCCUCGCCGCCGGGAACCUCAAGCAGCAGCUGCUCAAAGUGCUGGCGCCUGUGGUCCGACAGUUGCGGCAGCCGCCCGACUUGCCUGAUGAGUACAAGCGGGACUACGGGUAUUUAGGGCCCAGCUUGCAGCAGAUGGUUAGCAAGUUGCGUUCGUCCCCUUCAGGCAGUGGAGGCAGCGGUACUGCAGUGGCAGUGGUCACUUGCACCCCGCCGUUAGUGCCCGCGUCCGCGCCGCCUGUGUCUUCGAUGCACGUCUCCAAACCAGAAACCGUGGCAACUCGUAAUGUGGUGAUAGCGUCCCCCGCGCCGCACAGUCCAGCGCCGGCGACGCCUCCGCCACAGAAGUUCGUCAUAGUCGCCUCGCAGCAGAAACCGCCACAGGCUCAGCCAUCUAGCGGUACUGGUCAUAUCGUCGUGCACAGCUCACAACCAGCCAUCGUGCGCAGUCAAAAUGUGCAGUCGGUGGUGGUGACGAGCGGGCCGAACGCGGGGGCGGCGCCGCAGAAAGUGGUCGUGGUGGGAAUGCCGCCGCAAACACCGGCCUCGCAGCCCGGCGCCGUUAGCCAGGCUCCAGUGUCGGUAGUAGCGAAGCCCGUAUUCGCUCGCGGUACGCCACAGCCGCCGCACCAGCCGCCGCCUGAGCUCGACGACCUGUCGCACCUCGCCUGACAGCCACGCACCUUCAGCCUCGCCCUCGUCAAACAGUACACUAGGAAAAAGUCACAAUAACAACGCUUUGCACUCCUUUAUAAACUAAUAGCUUUGUUGCAAGCCCCAAGUAUUCCAAAUUGUUCGCGCACGGUACUCCCGACCUAGACGACCUGUCGCACCUCGCCUGACAGCCGCGCACCUUCAGCCUCGCCCUCGUCAAACAGUACACUAGGAAAAAGUCACAAUAACAACGUUUAGCACUCCUUUAUAAACUAAUCAACCUCCAGUAAGGAUAGGCCUAUUAGAGCUUUGUUGCAAGCCCCAAGUAUUCCAAAUUGUUCGCGCAUGGUACUCCCGAGCUCGACGACCUGUCGCACCUCGCCUGACAGCCGCGCACCUUUAGCCUCGCCCUCGUCAAACAGUACACCAGGAAGAAGUCACAAUAACUACGCUCUGCACUUCUUAAUAAAUCCUUGUAAUCAACCUCCAGUAUGGUUAGGCCUAUUAGAGCUCUGUUGCAAGCCCCCAAUAUUCCUUACUUGAAGAAAACCCUCAGUAUAAUAUCCCACCUUUCAAAACAUUACAAUGAAUGGCACUUGCACUACGAAUACCACUUUUGUUGAUACGUAAUAAGGUACUGUCAAUGUCAAAUUGUUUAUACCGAUGUGAUUUUUACUAUUUUUCAAGACUGUUUCUAUAUGAACUAAAUGCGCAGCUGAAAGGGGUAUUUACGUAUAUUUUAUUGGGAAGAAUUUUAUUUUGUCAAUCUAAUAACGGAUGAGAAGGUAUAUUGAUAUAAUCCACUACUUUAAUUGGCGUAGCUGAUGUUGAAUACUAUGAUGAGGAACGUAGGUACUAAUCCAUCAUUAUGGUUGACCUUUGUUUGUAAACCUUAAAGAUAGCAUCGAUGACGCGGACAGAAUUAAAAUUCAAUUCAAAGAACCUUAAAAAUGUAUUCGAUUAUUAAUACAGUGACGACCAAGCUCAGAGACUUAGUUUAAUUUUAAGUAAGUUUAAAUGUGAAACUCACUUUCUUUGUAAUUUUGUGAUGUAAAGCAGUGGGUAACGACAACACGUCACUUAGACAAGUAUUGAUUUUAUUUACGUCUCUAGGUACGACCGUGGGUUUACAGUUAGCGUACUUGAAACUAUGUGUUUGAUUUGCAUUGAAAAAAUUCAGUGUGUCAUUGUCAUUUAUGCUACCAUUAAGCUGGCUAAGACUAGGCUCGAUUCUGUUGCAACUUAAUAUUAAAUGAAUAAUUCUGAGGAAAUUUUAGACACCUCAUUUAUUAGCAUCGAUAUCCACUUUCAAGCAGUCUUAUAAGUGGUUUUAUAAGCUAAUAGCAAUACCUAGUUUUUGACUGACACAUCGAUGUCAAGAGUGAACAGUGGAAUCGAGCCGUUGUUGUGUUUAAGAAUAUGUAGUUUUAAGUGUAAUUUCGGACAAUUCCCGAAUUCAAAAGGAAGGUUAUGCAUUAUUUUGCUGUUCUCAAUUAGCUAACUGACUUAUUGCCUUAAUUGAUUGUUGUUGAACUGCCACAGGAACGUAAAUGAGCA
Molecule: messenger RNA, 4045 nt
Organism: Chilo suppressalis (striped riceborer)
Lineage: Eukaryota; Metazoa; Arthropoda; Insecta; Lepidoptera; Crambidae
Source: the annotation of a GenBank genome assembly